AUGGGUAAUAAAUAUCCAACAACAAUAUUCACUGAUCAGAACCAAGCUAUGGCCAGGGCCAUAGAAGUUGCAUUACCUCACACUCGUCAUAGAUUAUGCCAAUGGCACAUCUUUAAAAAGGUUCCAUCAAAAGUUUUCAUCUACAAUAGCAAUAAUAAAGUUAGAGGACUCUUCCAUAAGUGUAUGAGGUGGUGUGAUUCUGAGGAAGUGUUUGAGGAAGCGUGGGAUGAAAUGAUCAAGAAAGGGAAUCUUCAUAAUCAUGAAUGGUUGCAGGAUCUUUAUAAGAUAAGGAGAAAGUGGUCAACUGCUUUCAACAAGGAUUCCUUCUGCAUAGGCAUUUUAUCAACGCAGCGUAGUGAGUAUGCUAAUAAUGUGUGUCAUGGCAUUUCAAAGCCAACAAGUUCAUUAACUGAUUGUUUUCUUGGCUUGGAAAAGAUACUGAUGAAUUGGCGGCGAAAUGAGCAGGAUGAGGAUUACAAAUGCAGUCAAUCUGAAAUUGUUCCCGUGAUAAAGAACAGCUCAAUAUUAAAACAAGCUGCUAGAUUUUACUCAAGAAAAAUAUAUUCAAUUUUUGAGGAAGAAUUUAUAAAGGCUGUGGGAGAAAUGAGUAUAGAUUUUGUCUCGACUGAUUCUUCAAAGUAUAUAGUCAACUACAUAGAGAAAAAGAAUCAAAACCAUCCUUGGGUUGUUUACUUUGAUGCAACAGAAGGUAAUAUUCAAUGCAGCUGUAAGAAGUAUGAAACCAUGGGAUUGCUGUGUUCUCAUUGUUUGAGGGUUUUUAAACAGUUGGAUAUGGCUAAAUUCCCUGAGAAGUACUUAUUACUUCGUUGGUCAGCAAGGGCUCGACAAGUUUUUUAUUCAGGUUACUUGCUUAAUUCUCAAAGAAGUAAUAAUUUCCAAAGUGGUAGGGGAUUCAUAUUCAGAAAUCAGGUGAGCAGGUUUGCAUAUCAAAUGAGCACAUAA
Dendrobium catenatum is the source of this 963-nucleotide messenger RNA. Its product is annotated as protein FAR1-RELATED SEQUENCE 5-like. The record is from RefSeq and is a predicted model, not a curated record. The transcript has a single exon. NCBI's taxonomy places the organism in Eukaryota, Viridiplantae, Streptophyta, Magnoliopsida, Asparagales, Orchidaceae. Gene Ontology annotation, molecular function: zinc ion binding. Gene Ontology annotation, biological process: regulation of DNA-templated transcription. The coding region runs from base 1 to 963 and encodes 320 amino acids.